CCUGAAGUUAAAACUUCUCAUGGAGGGACCCCCUGGCUCCAAGGCAGAGCCGGGAAGAGCUACCUGCCAGAAGCGGGACUCCUGUCUGGCUCCGGCCGGGAGAUAGAGAACUGAGCAAGAACCAUAUUGGCCAGACCUUUCACCCACUCCGGGUACAAACUCGGUUCCAAGCAGCUGACGUGGGUGCCCAGCGCCCUCUACGAGCCGCAGUGGCUGAGGGCUGAGGGUGGGGGCCGGAUGCUCAGUUUGGCUUGGGUGGGGGCGGAUUGACGGCCAGUGUGGGCUCCGCCGUCGGCGCACACUUUGCAGAUGGGAUCUCGGCCAGAAGCCCAGGAGCUGGGACUGUAGGGCCGGGCCUUCGGACUCCAAGGGAACCCCCACCCUCUCCUCUCCCCGGCUCUGGGGAGAGGGGGCAGCACAUCAUGGAAUCUAACCUGCAGGGGACCUUCUUGCUGAACAACACGCCGCUCGCCCAGUUCUCGGAGAUGAAGGCGCCUAUGUGCCAGUACUCGGUGCAGAAUUCCUUCUACAAGCUCAGCCCCCCAGGGCUGGGCACCCAGCUGGCUGCCGGGACCCCCCACGGGAUUACAGAUAUACUCAGCAGGCCAGUGGCAACUCCAAACAGCAGCCUCCUCUCAGGCUAUCCCCAUGUGGCUGGUUUUGGUGGACUCGGCUCCCAGGGGGUCUACUACGGUCCCCAAGUGGGGAAUUUUUCCAAGGCUGGGAAUGAGUAUCCAUCCAGGAGCAGGAACUGCUGGGGGGACCCUGGGCAGGAAUGGAGAGGACGACAGUGCAGUAACACCCCAGACCCUUUGAGUGACAGCAUCCACAAAAAAAAGCAUACCAGGCCCACUUUCACUGGACAUCAGAUCUUUGCCCUGGAGAAAACCUUUGAGCAGACCAAGUACUUGGCAGGGCCUGAGAGAGCACGCUUGGCUUACUCCCUGGGGAUGACAGAGUCCCAAGUGAAGGUGUGGUUCCAGAACCGAAGGACCAAAUGGCGGAAGAAGAGUGCCCUGGAGCCCUCAUCUUCCACCACGAGAUCUACCGGAGUAGGCAGCGGAGGUGGGGACCGAACAGCUUCGGAAAAUGAGGAUGAUGAAUACAACAAGCCCUUAGACCCAGACUCAGACGAUGAGAAGAUCCGACUGCUGCUGCGCAAGCACCGGGCUGCAUUCUCAGUCCUCAGCCUGGGGGCUCACAACGUAUGAGUCCACUUUGUAGCCACGCUCACAGUAUCCCCUACCCAGUGCCCAUCUUCCCCAUGAUUCUGUGUGAUGAGGUCUCCCUUCCCCAACAACCCCCCCAAAAAACCCAAACCCAACAACCUACCCCUUACCCUUUCACACCCACGCCUAUUCAGGCCCACACGUGCUUGCAAAGGACCUCCAUGAACUGUCUUCCCAAAAUACAUUCAUUUAUAAAUACAUCGCUCUUGUUUCAGCUGGAGAUGGACCUGAAAAUUCAAGCUUGAUAUUCCAUUAGGCCAGGCCAGAGAAAUAGGCAGAGCUUGAAUGCUGGUGAAAAGAGGGGGCUGGGGGAAACAGUCUGGUCCUUCUUGGCUUUAGACCAGUUGUGGUUCCAUCAUUUUCUCCUUCCUUUUUCCCCAUCCCACCCCCAGCCUCCAUUCUGUUGAAGGGAAAAGGUCAAGAUUCAUGGAAAUGGGUGAGUGUGAAUGAAGUUUGAUCCCUGAGGGGAGAAGGGCAAGAAAGAAAGACAGGAGCUCCAUCUAGCAAAGGGAGGAAGUAUGAAAACAAACCAAAUGAACCAUUGAAACUUUCCACAACCCCUUGAUUUGUUGGACAGGUCCCACAGGAGUGACGCCUUUUCCCUCUCUGUUUUAUAAGCAAGGAAGGGUGGCUGCCUAUUACAGUCAACAGAAACGGAAUAGGCUAUGAUCAUGGGGAAACAAACAUCUAUACUAUGUUCACCUUUGCCCUCCAUAGUCCCCCUUGAAGAGGAGACAAGCCUUUCUUCUAGUCUGUACCGCUGUUUUGCCCCAGUUUAUUUUGUCUCCCCUGCCAGAGAGAAUCUCCCAACCCAGGCAGUUGCUACUGGGAUUAAAGGAGAAAAGAAGCCUCAAAAGUGCUGCAAAGGGAUAUGGUUGAACCCUAUACUGCAUCCCAUGGAAUCUUUCCUCUUUCCCUCUUCCCCAGAAGGCACAUGUCUCCUGCCUGGGUCUGUCUAGCCAUCAGACUUCCCAUUUCUGCAGUGGGGGAGAAUUUAGGGUGAGGGCCCUGGUGGGUGGAAUGGGAGGGGUGCCUGGAAGAAACCUUGAGCAUAUGCCCAACUGGGACUUGUUCACCCCCCAUGGAUCUCUCUGACUUACAAAAUACUCCAGGAAAGAAGGCUAGGAGAGACCAGAGCUCUCCUAUGGUUGAGGCACCUCCUGCUGGGAAAUCCAAGUCUAUUCACAGAAAGAACAAGAAUAGAGCAGGAAAGGGAGACCCAGCCCCACAUUGGCACCUUCUGUCUUCCUUCAGGUUCUCCUAGGUGGGGAGAAUGGGGAAUAUAGCUUCGAGUAGAGGGCUGGUGCCUAUGGAUUCAGGACACUUCCUUUACUCAGUAUAGCCCCAAGAUCUAGAACCCAGAGAGUGGGAGACCACUGAAAACAAGGUAUCAAUUUCAUCUAAUAAUCUCAUGCCACAGCAGAGCAAAGGAGCUAGGGAAGAGAGGCACCAGCCUCUGGUGCCUCAUGGGGUGUGAGGGAGAUUAGGGCUGGGGCAGAAGCUGCCCUAAAAAAGGAGACAUUGCACUUACUGAUUUCCCAUGGCUCUGAAGAAAACUGAAUAAAAAUAAGUC
Messenger RNA from Monodelphis domestica (gray short-tailed opossum), 2802 nucleotides. RefSeq names its product NK6 homeobox 3 (gene NKX6-3). Gene Ontology annotation, biological process: regulation of transcription by RNA polymerase II; cell differentiation. Gene Ontology annotation, molecular function: DNA-binding transcription factor activity, RNA polymerase II-specific; RNA polymerase II cis-regulatory region sequence-specific DNA binding. Gene Ontology annotation, cellular component: nucleus. Lineage: Eukaryota; Metazoa; Chordata; Mammalia; Didelphimorphia; Didelphidae. The record is from RefSeq and is a predicted model, not a curated record.